Aspergillus campestris IBT 28561 is the source of this 510-nucleotide messenger RNA. RefSeq names its product TOM complex receptor protein TOM20. The transcript has 3 exons. Gene Ontology annotation, molecular function: transmembrane protein transporter activity. The record is from RefSeq and is a predicted model, not a curated record. Bases 1 to 510 code for a protein of 169 amino acids. Gene Ontology annotation, cellular component: mitochondrial outer membrane; mitochondrial outer membrane translocase complex. Gene Ontology annotation, biological process: protein import into mitochondrial matrix; tRNA import into mitochondrion; protein targeting. NCBI's taxonomy places the organism in Eukaryota, Fungi, Ascomycota, Eurotiomycetes, Eurotiales, Aspergillaceae.
AUGCAGACGUCAACGUUGGUCGCCAUCUCCACUGGCACGGUACUGACCGGCUUGCUGGCCUACGCCGUGUACUUCGAUCACAAGAGACAGACGGAUCCGGACUUCCGCAAGUCCCUCAAGAGGAACAACCGACGCAUGGCCAGGGCCGUCAAGGAGGAGGUCGAAGCUCAGGGUGCCCACGAACGGGAAACCAUCAAGCAGGUCGUGCAGCAGGCCAAGGAUGAGGGCUUCCCCACCGACCUCGAGGAGAAGGAGGCUUACUUCAUGGGCCAAGUCGCCAAGGGCGAGUCCAUCUGCGGUGAAGAUGCAGACAAGAUCGAGGCCGCUCUCUGCUUCUACAAGGCCCUCAAGGUCUACCCCCAGCCCAAGGACCUGAUCGCCAUCUAUGACAAGACCGUCCCCAAGGAGGUGCUCGAGGUGUUGGCCAUGAUGGUCGCCAUGGACCCCGUCCUGCAGGUCGGCUCGUUCACCGGUGGCGGUGCUGGUGCCGACAACCACGGUGUCGAAUAA